CUUAUUUCGAGAACGGUAUUGUGUGGUAACUCGUUUUGGCCAAAACAAAACUUGGUUAAAUGGUGUUUAGAGCACAAACAAAACACCUAUUGAGGAGUCGUAUCCGCCCAUGAACUUCAUCGACCAACGUCUCACAACUGCUCGAGAAAAUACCUCUCCAUUAUUAUUUAAAUGCUAAGCAACAAUACACGCUGAACAAUCCCCCAACGAACCAUGCAAGGAAUAAUAAUCGCUCAGUUGAAUUCAGAUGCCAGCGAAAACCGUUAAUCUUCUAACGUAUUUUUCUUUAAGAAGACUCUGUACAGCUGACUCUUAGGUUCUUGGGGAAAAUAAGAAUAUCUAUAAUUUUUAGCUAUGGCUAUUUUUUACCACCCUAGCCUAGCUUUCCUGGUGUUAAUCUUUCUGGGAUUUUCGUCAGCACAAGGUGAGUACUUAUACUUGGGAUGUUACUGGGAUAAUACGGUCAGAGCUCUGCCAGAUCUUGUCUCCUGUGAUCUACACUGUAUCUGUUCGAACUCUAUGCCCUACUGCGAGACUACCAGUAUGACUGUGGACUUUUGCGUUGAUCUUUGCAAAUCUAAGAACUUCACAUAUGCUGGGUUGCAGUCUGCUACGCAGUGCUUCUGUGGAAACGAGGAUGCAAUGUAUAGUCAACAUGGUGAAGCUAUGUCGUGUACAGCAAAUUGCAGUGGUAACAGUUCACAGGUGUGCGGGGAUGUCUACAGAAACUCUGUAUACGAUACUCUUUAUCGGUCAACUGGAUGUCCGCAGCCAAAUUCGGUUCUCAAAGGAAGGAUAGAUAAGGGCGAAAAAGUUGAAUACUUUGCAGGCGAUUCAAUAACAUAUAUUUGUGAAGGAACGGCGUUUAUGUUGGGAGAACCAACUAGGACUUGUUUAGCGUCUGGAAUGUGGGACAAUCCAUCGCCCGAGUGUCGGACGGUUUGCAACGAGCAAGUUUCGUCCCUGGGAAGUAACCGUGGAACGCCCAUACCAGUCGAGGAGUUUAUUAGCAGUAUUAACGUUGAGGGGGAACAGUACGUGCUACCGUGCCUAACUGGAUACACGGGCACAAGUGAAUUUAUUUUAGCCACAUGUCAAAGUGAUGGAACUUGGAAUUUUAACUCAACAGAUUUCGCAUGUGAAGCGGUAGUCUGUAGUAUCAAUGGGCUAGGAGAGGGCGUAAUUGUCAUCGGAAGUGAUUUUACAUAUUUAAGUAUAGCUACAUUUCGUUGCGACGUUGGUUACACGCCGUCCUCUGAUACGACAAGGCAAUGCCAAGCUGACGGUACCUGGUCGGGAGUGGACAUAUAUUGUAUUCUUGUAUUCUGUUCGCCACCUUUAGCCCCGGAAGGUACGUCUGUCCUCCCUGGGCCAUAUAAGUAUGGAGAAUAUGUGACUUACUUCUGUGUUAACCCAGACGCUACCUUAAUUGGUGAUCCAAUGCGUAUGUGCACUGCAGAUGGUAGUUGGUCCGGCCAGGAACCUAUCUGUCUAACUGCAGACACGACAACGAUAACAACAAAUGUGAACACGCAACGCCCUACAACAACGCGUGUACGUACCACUGGACGACCCGUAACAACAAUGCAACCACCGACAACCCAAUCGGCGACAACCAAAUCGGCAACAAGCAGGAAAGUUGCGACGACCACGAACUCAGCGACGACAACUCAAUCAGCGACGACAAUGCAACUCAUGACAACUGUACACAGGACGACGUCUGCAAGCAAAACAUUAUUAAUACCUUCAACCACAAACAAACAAGAUAAUUUACAAACAACAAUUGUUGAUGAUAAUAUGUCGUCUGCUAACGAAAUGUCAACGCUCGAUGCUUCCAUGACGUCAUUAAAUGUACCAUCGUCUUCUCAAUCCCUGUCACCGUCAACUACGAGUGACGGCUUUAACGAGAAAGCCAAAGGUGAAAAGUCCCCUGCAGACUUUAUGGUGCUUAUUGUAAUCAUUGCUGGUGUAUUCUCUGUCUUGUUCUUGGCCAUUAUCUUCACUGUUGCUUGUUUGAAAUCACCAAGGAGAAGGAAAGUACAAGUUACCAAACAGAUCAAUUUUAUCAGCAGUAAAGAGACCGGAUCUAUGAAUGACAUGCUCUGGUCGGACGGUCUCUCACCUGACAGCCCACGGAGCAGAGCAGACUCGGGCCUACCACCGUCGGAUCGAAACUCCCCCAGCUCAAACGACUCCGCGGACGGGAGCGGCGCUGGUGGGGUCGUGAACUUAGCGUUUGAAAACGAUGAUGUAUUUAAAACACAUGAAGAUGAUCCGUACCAUCGAAUCGAUUUUGGUGCUGUCAAUGAAUCCAAUAAUGUCAGUAGUGUUCUUAUGAAUAGUGGUAUAAUGUCGCCAGCUCCUCAGACUCAAGACGAUCGUAAGCCUAUUAGUCACAGUCGUGUGAACAGUUUCCAGCAGCCUGAUGACGUUGAAUCCUUAUACGCAAGGGUUGAUUUGUCCAAAAAGACAAACAGGUCUCCACAAAACGGUGUCGAUCGAACACUGAGUACUUCAUCAGACUACAAAUCUGAAGAAAAUCCAUUAUAUCAAACAACACAAAGAACAUCGCCUAAGUCGUUGCUAGAACCAGCCGUGGACAAUGGUCAGUUGAAAAGUAAUGGCGACGUUAGAAAGACUUCGCGUCGAACGCCAUCAGAUGUGUCGGUUUCAAGCCGAUCGUACUGGGCCCAGUACGAGGAACAAGUUACGCGGUUAUAGGAUACUCCCACAUUAACUGAAAGGAUCUUGUGUAAAUGGCAAACAUUUGCACGGUACGGUACAUCCUUGUGUUGACUUAUGAUUUCUGCCACUCUUGAAGUUUAGAAACAGUGAGUCGCUAACAAAAGUUGUCCAAUACCUUCCACUGAGCCGGGCGCGAAAAAAAGAUA
Molecule: messenger RNA, 2891 nt
Organism: Anneissia japonica
Lineage: Eukaryota; Metazoa; Echinodermata; Crinoidea; Comatulida; Comatulidae
Exons: 8
Coding region: 355-2721 (788 amino acids)
Source: RefSeq, a predicted model, not a curated record